AAGAACAAAAUUUUAGGAAUAUCAAGAAUGCAUUGUUUUCCCUUUUGCAACUUUACCAUAUCUCAAUGGUAAAAACUUUCUAAUCAAUAUCUAGAAACACAGUGCAUUCUACUAACAAUUCUUUUAUGUUUCUCAUAAAUUAUUGCAUGAAAAGCCAUGAAGAUGUCAAUACAGACCUCUUCUUGGCAGUAAUUUUCCAAGAAUUAUAGCAUAUUUUUAUACAAGAAAAAAAUUUAAAAAGAAGUUGAAGAAAAAUAUUUGCAAUGGCGACUUCUUCGAAUCCAAGAAAAGUAGAUUCCUCGAACCGACCACCUCAGGCGGUCAAAUUCUCACGACGCACGUCCAGUGGACGCGUCGUGAGCUUAUCCCGGGACGAUGAUCUAGACGUCCCAGGCGAUAGUCAAAAUGAUUUUAUCAACUAUACAGUAAUGAUGCCACCAACCCCGGAUAAUCAACCAGGGGCUGAUGCAAAUGGUGACAAGCCAGAUGGUUCUGGACCAUAUGGCUCGUCUAGAUUCAGGACCGAGUCCCAAAGGCGAAUGGGUAGUCGUGGAGGUGAAGAUGAUGAUGGUGGUUUUGGUGGUGGUGCGCGCGGUGGAAAUGCAUCGGGUUUGGAUCGUAGGAUGUCUGUACUAAAAUCGAAUAAUAAAUCAAUGUUACUAAGGAGCCAGACUCAAGAUUUUGAUCAUAAUCGUUGGCUUUUCGAAACUAAAGGAAAAUAUGGUAUUGGAAAUGCUUUUUGGCAACAAGAUGAAGGAUCAUAUGAUCAUGAUACUGGAAUGAGUAUGUCUGAUUUUAUGGACAAACCAUGGAAACCACUUACAAGAAAAAGCAAAGUCCCUCCUGAGAUCAUUAGCCCCUACAGAUUACUUAUUGUUAUCCGGCUAGUGGCAUUAAUUUGUUUUUUGACAUGGCGAGUCCAAAAUCCAAAUUAUGAUGCAAUGUGGCUAUGGGGAAUGUCAAUAGCAUGUGAACUAUGGUUUGCAUUUUCAUGGCUUCUUGAUAUUCUUCCAAAAUUUAACCCCAUUAAUAGAUCUGCUGAUUUAGCUGCCCUUAAAGAAAAAUUCGAAAGCCCGUCGCCUUCGAAUCCUCAUGGUAGAUCAGAUUUACCAGGAGUUGAUGUGUUUAUUUCUACAGCUGAUCCUGAUAAAGAACCUCCUCUUGUUACUGCUAAUACUAUACUUUCAGUUCUUGCUGUUGAAUAUCCUAUUGAGAAACUAUCUCUUUAUAUUUCUGAUGAUGGUGGUGCUAUUCUUACUUUUGAAGCUAUGGCUGAGGCUGUCAACUUUGCUCAGGUUUGGGUGCCAUUUUGUCGAAAACAUAACAUUGAGCCAAGAAAUCCAGACAGUUACUUCAAUCAAAAGACAGAUCCAACGAAAAACAAGAAGCGUCCUGAUUUUGUGAAGGAUCGACGUUGGAUCAAGAGGGAAUACGACGAGUUCAAGGUCAGGAUCAACGGUUUACCAGAAGUUAUACGCAAAAGAUGCGAGAUGUAUAACUCAAAAGAAGAAAUGAAGGAAAAGGAACUAGCAAAGGAGAAUAAUGGAGGGGAAGAUGUUAAAGCUCAAAAGGCAACUUGGAUGGCUGAUGGCACACAUUGGCCUGGCACUUGGUUUAGUCCUAUUGCUGAUCACUCUAAAGGAGAUCAUGCCGGAAUUUUGCAAAUAAUGAGCAAGGUGCCGGAAAAUGAUCCAAUAAUGGGAGGUCCAAAUGAAAAGCAAUUAGACUUCACCGGUAUUGACAUCCGAAUUCCCAUGUUUGCGUAUGUGUCUCGUGAGAAACGGCCAGGUUAUGAUCAUAACAAGAAAGCAGGAGCAAUGAACGCCUUGGUUAGAGCUUCUGCAAUUCUUUCAAAUGGACCAUUUAUACUCAACUUGGAUUGUGAUCAUUACGUCUAUUACUCCAUGGCCAUUCAAGAGGGUAUGUGUUACAUGAUGGAUCGUGGUGGUGAUCGUAUUUGCUACCUACAAUUCCCUCAAAGAUUUGAAGGAAUUGAUCCCUCUGAUCGAUAUGCUAACCAUAACACUGUGUUUUUUGAUGGAAAUAUGCGAGCUUUGGAUGGUCUACAAGGUCCUGUAUACGUUGGGACUGGAUGUAUGUUCAGGCGCUAUGCACUCUAUGGUUUCCACCCGCCACGAGCUAAUGAGUACACGGGCUUCCUUGGGAAAAACAAGAAAGAAGCGAAAAAUAUUACAAUGCCAUCAGACUUAGAUGAUGAUUCACAACCUUUAACAGGACAUCCUGACUUGAACUUGCCAAAGCAAUUUGGAAAUUCGACGAUGUUUGUUGAGUCAAUAGCAGUAGCUGAAUUUCAAGGACGGCCUCUAGCCGAUCACAUCACUGUUAAAAAUGGCCGGCCACCUGGCGCCUUACUCAUUCCGCGUCCUCCACUAGAUGCACCAACUGUAGCUGAGGCUAUUGCAGUCAUCUCUUGCUGGUUUGAGGACAAAACAGAAUGGGGAGAUAGAAUAGGAUGGAUUUAUGGAUCAGUGACAGAAGAUGUGGUCACAGGAUACAGAAUGCACAAUCGUGGAUGGCGAUCUGUCUACUGUAUUACAAAACGAGAUGCUUUUCGUGGCACUGCACCUAUCAACUUGACAGAUCGUUUGCACCAGGUGCUUCGUUGGGCAACUGGUUCAGUCGAGAUUUUCUACUCUCGCAACAAUCCAGCUCUAGCCAGCCCGCGUCUUAAGUUCUUACAACGCAUUGCAUACUUCAAUGUUGGUGUCUACCCUUUCACCUCAAUCUUCCUUGUUGUCUACUGUUUCAUUCCAGCACUUUGCCUCUUCAGCGGACAAUUCAUCGUAUCGAAUUUAAGCAUACCGUUUCUUUCCUAUCUCUUGCUCAUUACUAUCACUCUUGUUCUCAUAUCACUUCUUGAAGUCAAAUGGUCUGGUAUAGCCCUUGAGGAACUAUGGCGAAACGAGCAGUUUUGGCUCAUCGGUGGCACGAGUGCUCACUUUGCUGCUGUAAUUCAGGGACUUUUAAAGGUGGUAGCAGGCGUUGAGAUCUCGUUUACAUUGACAUCGAAAUCUGCUGGUGAUGAGGAUGAAGACAUAUAUGCUGAUUUACAUGUAGUGAAAUGGACAAGUUUAUUUAUACUUCCAUUGACAAUAUUGGUGGUGAAUUUAACUGCAAUUGUUAUUGGUAUUGCAAGGACAGUAUACAGUGUGAUACCACAAUGGAAUAGGCUAUUUGGUGGUGCAUUUUUCAGCUUUUGGGUGUUGUCACAUUUAUAUCCAUUUGCUAAAGGAUUAAUGGGAAGAAGAGGAAGAGUGCCAACAAUUGUAUACAUAUGGACAGGGCUUAUUGCUAUUACUGUUUCCUUACUUUGGUUAUCUAUUUCUCAAGGUAAUAAUACUGAUGGAGGAAACUUUAAGAUAUAGAAAAACGAGAAUUAAUGCGCCUCAGUCACAAACAAGUUAGAUCGGCGAUAUGAAUCCGUAGAAACAAGAAGAUCUACAAAAAGGGGUAACCUUUUUUAUGUAAUGGGAAGGUUAUGAAUUCCAAGAUUGUAAUUGUUUUUGCUAUUACAGAAAGUUAUAAGUAUAUGAGUUAGAUUUAGCUUUGUAGGCCUCCAUAUUUUGUUAAUGUAAAGGAGGAAUGUUAAUAGCUCAAUGGUAUUUUAUCAAUAAAGAAUAAGGAGAGUUACACAUA
Molecule: messenger RNA, 3657 nt
Organism: Nicotiana tabacum (common tobacco)
Lineage: Eukaryota; Viridiplantae; Streptophyta; Magnoliopsida; Solanales; Solanaceae
Product: cellulose synthase-like protein D1
Biological process (GO): cellulose biosynthetic process
Cellular component (GO): membrane
Molecular function (GO): cellulose synthase (UDP-forming) activity
Source: RefSeq, a predicted model, not a curated record